CUUUGUGACCAAUCACAGCGCCGUUGCAACACAAGGAAUUGUGUUAAAAAGUCUGGUCAUCAGAUGGUCCGUACUGCAGGGUGGUGAAGGAAAGUGGGAACUAUGUGGAGUGUGCCUGCUCCCACAUGUCUAUCUUCAGCGCCUAUGCAGAGUUUGCCACGCUUGCUUCCUACAACGAGGCCUUCUACGCCUCAGGACUCAUCUGCACCUCGGGCUUUGCAUUGGCCAUCAUAUCCCACAUGCUGUGCUCCCGUUUCCCCAUGUUCGCUGCCAAACUGCUCACUCACAUGAUGCUGAGCUGCCUCGGGACCCAGAUCUGUUUCCUGGUGUCAGCUUUUCGUGGCCGGAUGUUUUCAGAGGACAGCUGUGCUGCUCUGGCACUCUUCUCUCACUAUUUCCACCUCAGUCAGUUCUUUUGGAUGCUCAUACAGGCGGUGAACUUCUGGCAGGUGCUGGUGAUGAACGACGAGCACACGGAGCGCAGACACCUGCUCUACUUCCUGUUGGGCUGGGGACUUCCUGCCAUGGUCAUCGUCGUCCUGGUGAUCGUCCUGCUCGGCGGCUUCGGAUGGACGAUUCACAGCGUGUACGGACUGGUGCAAGGAGACGUGUGCUUUAUCCCAAACAUCUAUGCAGCUCUAUGCACGGCGGUGCUGGUGCCUCUCAUCUGUCUGGUUGCUGUCACUGUGGUUUUCAUCCACGUCUACCAGGUCACCCCGCAGUGGAAGGCCUACGACGACAUUUACCGCGGACGAACCAACAGCACAGAGGUGCCGCUGGUCCUCUACCUGUUCCUGCUCAUCUCCCUGGUGUGGCUGUGGGCGGGGCUUCACAUGAGCUACAGGUCUCUGUGGAUGCUCAUCGUCUUCGUCAUCUUCAACUGCCUGCUGGUGAGCUCACUGUCUUGUCUUUCUGUGUGUUUGCCGGUGCUGUGGACGUUAGAGGAUUUGGUAAUGAUGAGGAAGUGGAGGAAGCAGAAAUACCACAGUGCCAAUGACGUCAUGGCUCCAGAGAUGAAGUCGUCCACUCAGUGUCCGUUCUGGGACUUGAACCGGUGA
Molecule: messenger RNA, 1058 nt
Organism: Notothenia coriiceps (black rockcod)
Lineage: Eukaryota; Metazoa; Chordata; Actinopteri; Perciformes; Nototheniidae
Product: G-protein coupled receptor 98
Exons: 8
Coding region: 126-1058 (310 amino acids)
Biological process (GO): visual perception; cell surface receptor signaling pathway; cellular response to calcium ion
Cellular component (GO): membrane; stereocilium; cytoplasm
Molecular function (GO): G protein-coupled receptor activity; adenylate cyclase inhibitor activity; G-protein alpha-subunit binding
Source: RefSeq, a predicted model, not a curated record